Messenger RNA from Lepisosteus oculatus (spotted gar), 2633 nucleotides. RefSeq names its product tubulin gamma complex component 4 (gene tubgcp4). The record is from RefSeq and is a predicted model, not a curated record. Gene Ontology annotation, molecular function: microtubule minus-end binding; gamma-tubulin binding. Gene Ontology annotation, cellular component: spindle pole; equatorial microtubule organizing center; centrosome. Gene Ontology annotation, biological process: microtubule nucleation; mitotic cell cycle; spindle assembly. Lineage: Eukaryota; Metazoa; Chordata; Actinopteri; Semionotiformes; Lepisosteidae.
GCACUGGCGUGUUGUCGGCAAACGUCAUCGAAUUGCGGCGGUAUGUUUGGCGGCUGCGUUAAAGAAAAUACAGUACUGUGUUGAAGUCUUGGCACAAUAUUCCGCCUUAUAUCUUAAAUUUCUUUUUGGGAAUAAAACUUGCAAUGAUCCAUGAACUGCUGCUUGCUCUAAGUGGGUACCCUGGUACCAUAUUUACGUGGAAUAAACGAACCGGUUUACAGGUGUCCCAGGACCUGCCCUUCCUCCAUCCCAGUGAGAGCAGUGUCCUGAACAGAGUGUGCAAACUGGGCUCUGACUACAUCCGCUUCACUGAGUUCAUUGAGCAGCACACGGGCCACGUGCACCAGCAGGAGCACCAUGCUUCCCAGCCAAACCAGUCUGGACUCCAUGGAAUCUACCUGCGAGCAUUUUGCACCGGGCUGGACUCCAUGUUACAGCCCUACCGCCAGGCCUUGCUGGACCUAGAGCAAGAGUUCCUGGGGGAUCCCCAUCUCACUAUCUCCCAUGUCAACUACAGGCUGGACCAGUUUCAGCUGCUUUUCCCAUCUGUUAUGGUAGUGGUGGAGUCCAUUAAGUCCCAGAAGAUCCAUGGCUGUCAGAUCCUGGAGACGGUAUACAAGCACAGCUGUGGAGGGCUCCCCCCUGUCCGCACGGCCUUGGAGAAGAUCCUGGCAGUCUGCCACGGGGUCAUGUACAAACAGCUGGCAGCCUGGAUGCUGCAUGGGUUGCUGCUGGACCAGAGCGAGGAGUUCUUUGUGAAGCAGGGCCCCAGCGCAGGGGGGGCGACGCCUGCCCAGGAGGAGGAGGAGGAAGACCUGGGGAUUGGGGGGCUGAGCGGGAAGCAGCUGCGAGAGCUUCAGGACUUGCGGCUGAUUGAGGAGGAGAACAUGCUGGCUCCAUCCCUCCAGCAGUUCUCCCUGCGUGUUGAGAUGCUGCCCUCCUACAUCCCUGUCCGCGUGGCAGAGAAGAUCCUCUUUGUGGGCGAGUCUGUCCAGAUGUUUGAGAACCAAAAUCAACACCCAUCCCGAUCCGGCUCUAUCCUGAAGCACCAGGAGGAUCUUUUUGCCGCAGAGCUCCAUCAUCUCAAACAGCAGCCGCUUUUCAGCCUGGUGGACUUUGAAAACCUCAUUGACAGCAUCCGCAGUACGGUGGCUGAGCACCUCUGGACACUGAUGGUGGAGGAGUCUGACCUUCUAGGGCAGCUCAAGAUCAUUAAAGAUUUCUACCUGCUGGGACGUGGAGAGCUGUUCCAGGUGUUCAUCGAUCAUGCACAGCACAUGUUGAAGACUCCGCCCACAGCUGUCACAGAGCAUGAUGUAAAUGUGGCAUUCCAGCAGGCUGCUCACAAGGUUCUUUUGGAUGAUGAUAACCUGUUACCUCUUCUGCAUUUCACAAUUGACUACCAGGGCAAAGACUCAAAAGAGUCUGCUGGGAGUCGGGAGGGAGCCACCCCCCCUCAGGAUUCCUCUCCCCGUGAGGUCCCACCCACUGGCUGGGCAGCUCUGGGGUUGACCUACAAAGUGCAGUGGCCUCUGCACAUCCUUUUCACACCUGCUGUACUGGAGAAGUACAACGUGGUGUUCCGCUACCUGCUCAGCGUUCGCAGAGUGCAGUCCGAGCUGCAGCAUUGCUGGGCUCUGCAAAUGCAGCGCAAGCAUCUGAAAUCUAAUCGGACGGACGCUGUCAAGUGGAGACUGCGCAACCACAUGGCUUUUCUGGUCGACAAUUUACAGUACUACCUCCAGGUGGAUGUGCUGGAGUCGCAGUUCUCCCAGCUCCUGCAGCAGAUUAAUGCCACCCGAGACUUUGAGAGCAUUCGGCUGGCCCACGAUCAUUUUCUCAGCAACCUGCUGGCACAGUCCUUCAUUCUCCUUAAGCCAGUGUUUCACUGCUUGAAUGAGAUCCUGGAGCUUUGUCAUAAUUUCUGCACCCUUGUCAGUCAGAACCCGGGUCCACUAGAUGACAGAGGCACCGCUCAGCUGGACAUCCAAGUCAAGGGCUUCAGCCGACAGUCGUUCCUGCUCUUUAAGAUCCUGUCCAGUGUUCGCAAUCACCAGAUCAACUCGGACCUGGCUCAGCUGCUCCUGCGGCUUGACUAUAACAAGUAUUACACCCAGUCCGGGGGCACACUAGGAAGUUUUGGAUUAUGAGAUGAUCCCGAGUCCAAGGCUUUCUCUUGGCAGCACUGAAUUUUAUAAAGCAUGGAGAAGGAGAUCACAGUUUGGUGAACGUCAUGAGAUACCAGAGUCUUCUUCCCAGCAAGUUAAAAGGCACAGCAAAAACACCAUGACUUGAGUAUUACACUUGAUUUAUUCUGGAUCUCUCGUAUCGUCCUGUUGCAUUGUGUGUGACAGACUUAGGAACGGAGAGCAGUGCUUGCUUGGAAAGACUUGCCCCUGGAAGACCUCCCACAUUGUUUGGGCCAAAAUCUGAAGACAGAUUCACAGUUCUUGUGCGAGCCAAAAAGGAUUAAGGAAGCAAUCGGGAAACCUUUAAGUAGCACUUUCUAUAAUGUAUGUAAUUGUAAAUAAGCCUGUUAUUGUAAAGAUGUUCAAUUUAAAAAAUGUCUCAUUGGUUAAGUGGUAGUAAUGGGUUUAUAGCUGAAAUAAAUAACCCUUUUAAGGCUUUUGAAA